AUGGUUGUUCAAGACUUAGUAUGCAACUAUGCAAGAGUUUAUCUGACUCUCAAGAACCAGCUCAAGAUGAAUUUGGAGGAGGUCGGAGAAAACAAAGUGAUGGCUGAAGAAAAGCUAAAUCUGGAGGAAGUCAGUAGAGAUGUUGAAAAAACUUAUCUGAAUGAUAGUAUGAGAACAGGACCAAAUUCUAUCGAGAAGGGUGAUGGUAAGGAACAGGAUUGUAAUCUUGGACGCAUUUUGGAGCCAGACUGUGUUUUUGUCGAGUUCAGAAGAGCAGAAGCCUCAUGCAUGGCAGGACAUUGUUUACAUGGGAAGAACAAGAAGAAGAAGAAGACAAUAGCUACAGCAGCUGUAGGGGGAGGAGUGUUGCUUGGAAACAAUACACGCUUCCUCAAGACACAGCAGUUCUCCAUUUCGAAGCCUAGUCCGGUUUCGGUUUCAGAGAUAGGAUUUCUUACUUCCCAAUUGGGUGGCAUCAGGAUUUCCUACAACCCACCAAAACCACUCACUGCUCCUUUCACUCCCGCUAUCCAACCUCUCGUCGCACGUAGAAUUUGCCCCUUUACCGGGAAGAAAGCCAACAGGGCCAACAAAGUUUCCUUUUCAAACCACAAGACCAAGAAGUUGCAGUUUGUCAACUUGCAGUACAAGAGGCUGUGGUGGGAAGCUGGCAAGCGCUAUGUCAAGCUGCGAUUGUCAACCAAAGCGUUAAAGACUAUACAGAAGAACGGACUGGAUGCUGUUGCUAAGAAGGCUGGCAUAGAUCUUCGCAAAGAGUGAUAAAUUGGUCAUAUGUUUUUGUUUUGGCGUAUUUGGUUUUCUGUUACUUUUUAUAUUCAUUCCCUGUUCUGAUGAAGUUCUUCCCUCGAAUCAAUGGUAUCUUCAUCUUUACAUCUCACAAGCUGGUAAUUACUCUUUGUUCAUGUGCUCUUUAAGUCCAUGGCUUUUUAUCCAAACAUGUAUUGAUUCCACAAUCAGGAAAUUGCGGAAUAGUUUCAUUAGGGUGUGAUGUAUUGUUGUGCUGCCUAUCUGUAAGCAAUUGCACUAUACCAUAUGCUAUGGCGCAAGUAACUUCGGAAGGUAGCUUCUGUAUGUUGGUAGGAGGUUUGAUGCCAUGAUGUUGGAUCCUCGCAUUCCCUUGUAUUAUUUUGUUUGCUGACUACGCAUUAUCCUAGUUGUAGAUUAUAAUGGCACUGCAAAGUGUUGUGUUUGAAAUUUUUGGAUAAGGUUUUCAAAUUUCAGGCUA
Populus nigra (black poplar) is the source of this 1246-nucleotide messenger RNA. RefSeq names its product large ribosomal subunit protein bL28c-like. Gene Ontology annotation, cellular component: ribosome. The transcript is spliced from 3 exons. Lineage: Eukaryota; Viridiplantae; Streptophyta; Magnoliopsida; Malpighiales; Salicaceae. Gene Ontology annotation, molecular function: structural constituent of ribosome. Gene Ontology annotation, biological process: translation. Bases 1 to 780 code for a protein of 259 amino acids. The record is from RefSeq and is a predicted model, not a curated record.